Salarias fasciatus (jewelled blenny) is the source of this 2935-nucleotide messenger RNA. RefSeq names its product inner centromere protein (gene incenp). The record is from RefSeq and is a predicted model, not a curated record. Bases 192 to 2657 code for a protein of 821 amino acids. Lineage: Eukaryota; Metazoa; Chordata; Actinopteri; Blenniiformes; Blenniidae. The transcript is spliced from 20 exons. Gene Ontology annotation, biological process: metaphase chromosome alignment; meiotic spindle midzone assembly; mitotic cytokinesis. Gene Ontology annotation, cellular component: chromosome passenger complex; kinetochore; midbody.
CCGGGUAAAGGGUUGCUGUUGUCGUUCCACCACACUUUUGAGCUAAGGAGAGUUUACACGCCGGAGUACAAACUCUCUUUUUUUUCGCGCAUUGGCGUCGCGCAAGUAUGACAGUUAAUUAGCUACCGAGGUCCAAAGAAACGACUGCCACAUUUCUGCUAUAAGAACUGGAAUUACUCAAAGCUGUCACCAUGAAUUCUGUGUUUUCGUCCGUGCGAUCUCUCAUGGAGAUGUUUGACGGCAAAGGACAAGAAUUCAUAAGCGAAAUAGACAAUGUGCACAAUGUGUGGCUGCAGGAGAUCCAGGAAGAAGCCAAUCGAAUGCUCUCCCGGGAUUUUAAUGCUGAACCGGAGUUGAUGCCUAAAACUCCAUCCCAGAAGAAGAACAGUCGCAGGAAACGUGUAUCUUUAGGGCGCCAAGAAGAAAGUCAAACUCGGAGAAGAUUUUCAAAAGGUCGGCGAAGUAACCUGCGCGGCUCUGCUGUCCAAAAACUUGACCUUGUCGAUGAAGAGGACAGUGCCUCUGAGGCUUCGAUUUCUCAAGACAGCAGCACACAGUCCAAACGUCCCACUCGAAAAAAGAAACAGACGAAGGCUCAGGCAGCAGAGGAAGUGAGCCAGCCAGCAAGUGUAAGUGGACCUGAGGAGGUGCAGGACAGUGAGCCCGGGCCGGUGACAGAAGAAGAGAUGAAAGUGGAGCCUGCAGACACUGUCAGCCCCAUCCAGGCUCCACCUGAGAUGGCACUGCCUGAGGUUUUUGUCAGCAUCUCUCCAGCCGACCGUUUGUCUGCUGAGCUGGCUAUAAAGCCCGAGCCCUCUCCUGGCCGCUCUGCCGCGAAGAUCGCGAUAGCUGGGACUCGGCGGUCGAGGCGCAGCUCCGCACGAUGCUCCCUCAAGCUGCGUCACUCUCUGGCCGGUCUGCGGCACAGCAUGACACAGGAGUCCGUCCGCCGUGCUUCACGCCGUUCCAUGGCGAAGAAGAGAGCCGCUGGCACAGAAAACUCCUCAUGCAGCAGCAAUGCUGAAAACACCUGUGAGUCUGAGGCAGAAGCAGCGAGCGAAGAAGUCCUGGUAGAAGCUGUACCUGCAGACGCCGUGGAUAGCGCUGCUCCUGAAAGUCCGGCUCAGUCUCCAGAAGCCAGUAACGCCCUGAGUGUGGAUCCAGCUUAUGAUAGGAUUACUCGCUCAAUGGCUACAAACUCUCCUUUACUGGCUCCAUCCCCACUGUUUGCCCCAAAGCAGACAAUAACAACCGACACUGAGGAGCAGUCAGUCCGGAGGUCAUCCCGCACCCUCAAACGCAAACUCGUAGACGGAGAGGCCAGUCUUGCUAAAAGAGUCACUCCUCCAAAGAGAAGUCAAGCUGCGAUCAAACCCAACAUGAGGUCUUUUCUCCACACUGUCCACAAGAAUCAGAUUCUGAUGAUGACGCCUAAUUCCCUCUCCCGCUCUGCCGUCAUUAAGUCCUUCAUUAAAACCAACACUCCACUCAAGGUCGAUCCUAAGGCAAAAGAGCGCCAGAAAUUAGAGACGCUUAAAAAGAAGCAAGAGCAAGAGGAGGAGAGAAUGAAGAGAAUGGAGGAAGAAAAGAAGAAGAAACAGGAGGAGCUUAAACGGAAGAGGGAUGAGCGGCUGAGGCGAGUGUUUGAAGCCAAAGUCAAAGAAGAACAGAAGGAGGAAGAAAAGAAAAAGAGGAUCGAACAAAAAAUGGCUCAGAUUGUGGAGAAAAGCGAUAAGCGUCAGGCGGAGGAGAAGACCAAGAAGAAGCUGACUCUGAAGCGUCAAGAGGAGCAGGAGCUGAAGAAGAAACAGGAGGAGGAGGCCAAGAGGAAGCUGAUUGAGCAAGCAGAGGAAGAGAAGCGACAGCAGGAGAUCCUCGCCCAGAAGAAGGCUGAGGAAGAGAAGCUGCAGGCUCGUAAACUGGCUGAAGCUCGCAAAGCCCUCGAGCUGGAGCGAGAGAGGCAGCAACAAGCUGCUGCCGCCGCCGCCGCUGAAAGGGCACGGGCGGAAAAAGAGAAGCUGCUCGCUCUCCAGCGCGAAGUGGAGAGAGCCGUGAAAGAGAAGGAGAUGAGGGAGCAGGAGGAGAAGAAAAGGAAGGCGCUGGAGGAAAAAAAGCUGGAGGAGGAGCGGCAGAGGCUGGCGGCCAAUGAGAAAGCUCUCAGAGAGAGAGAAGCUGCCAAGCUGAAAGAGGUCGCUGCCAAACAGAUUUCCGUGGCCCUGAACAGGACUGUGGAUAUCGAACGGUCAGUACUUGCCUCGCCUCAGUCGUCAGUGUUCAAGACUCCUGUGGGGAAAGGUCCUCUCCUGAACGUCACGGUUAACGUGGAAGAGCCCACGUCGCCGCAGUCGUACGUUCUCUCGCCAAGCGGUGGGAAGAAACCUUUGACUAGUUCGGCGGAGAACUACGGGAUGGACCAAAACAGCGACGACUCCACCGAUGACGAGUCGGCGCCGAGGAACCGCAUCCCGUCCUGGGCUCAAGGUGUCAGUCUGCAGCGGGCAGUUAUGAAGCAGUACUUCAACCCCCCUGAUCUGGACACCGUUUUUGGGGAAGUCAUGCCAAUAAAACUGGAAGACAUCUUUUACAAGAAGAAGCCUCGGUAUUUUAAACGCACCAGCUCUGCGGUGUGGCACUCACCUCUAGCGGGAUCCAAGUGAUGUCUGGACUUGGAGACACGCUUACUGCUGUAUCAAGCUGGUCUUUUUUUUUUCUUUUUUUUUUUUAAGUUCUUUUCAAAUAGUUACCUUUUCUUUUUGAAUGUUUUUUACAUGUUGUGUUUUAAAGAUUUAGUCCAAUCUUUUGUCCAAUUUUGUCUUGAUUGUAUAAAAUAUCACUGUUUUCCAUGAGAGAUUAAACUGAUGUCUCUUCAGCACCGAAGCUGUCAAAUUCCAGCAGAUCUUUUUUUUGUCAUGUUCUGAUGGUUCUGGUUUUGGAA